AUGGUACAAAGCAGCGCGGCUAUCCACGACGUCUCGAGAGGCCAGUCAGUCGCACGCUCUCUGACAGUCAGAAAGGGCGACUGGGAACAGAAAACGGGGGGACGUAGCAGCAAAGGGCGCACGACGGACGAGAGAAAGGACAAGACGGACGAGAGAAAAGACGGACUUGGCUCGAGUCUCUUGUUGUUAUUGUUGUCGUUGUUACGACCGCGUCACACGGAAGGGCGGGGGGGGGGGCGCUUUUGUCGGCAGACGGGACAGACCCGACAAGGGACGGAACAGCGACCGCCGCGCCGUCAUCGAAUGCGCGACUGCUGCACGGAAUGGUUGGCUGGCGUCGCUUGCUGGGACUGUCGGAGGAGACGGGACGCUGAGACAUGUGCGAUCGAUCGCGGGCUGUGCAUUCGAUAG
Peronospora matthiolae is the source of this 411-nucleotide messenger RNA. The record is from the annotation of a GenBank genome assembly. Lineage: Eukaryota; Oomycota; Peronosporomycetes; Peronosporales; Peronosporaceae.